CAAAAUAUAGAGAAGAGGCAGUGUUGCUGGAGUUCAGAGGUCAAGGUCUCUCCCCAGAAGCUGGAAGCAAAAUAGACCUGUAGAAUAGGAAUUGGGUGUGGGGGGAGCUUUCUUGAAGGAUGAAUAGGAGUCCUUUGGCAUUCCAGAUUGUGGGGAGGAUUAGAGCAACAAAGGCACCAAGCAGGGUCAAAAGAGCAGUGUAUUCUGGGUAGAAGUAGUCUGGCAUUGCCCAGAACAUGAUAGAGGAGAGAAGGUAAGGCAGGUGAGAUAGGUAAUGCAGAGAUAGGAGAGGCAGGAGGCUUUGUUCCCUCUGAAAAAGGGCUUGAACUUGACAGUGGGGGGCAACAAAGAGUCAGUGAAGUCUUAGGUGAGAGUGAUGAGGUCAGACCUUUGAAAAUUGCACUCUGCCCUCCUUGUAGGGGAAAAGGAGUAGCAGGAAGACCAGUCAGGGUGACGGUGGUCUGCACUAACGUGGCAGCAGUACAGGUGGAGAAAAUUAGACGACUGUGAGAGGGUCUGGGCCAAAACCCCAAUGUUGGGGUCUAACUGGCUAAAGAGGAAAGGAGCGGCGAGGGACAGGAGGAACCAAGCGUGAUUUCCACCACAGGAGCGACUGGGUGGCACUACAGCCCUGCAAUUCUGAGGCCCGCUUUCUGAGCCACGCGUUCUCCACACUCCGCGCGCUCCGCGUCUCCGUCUCGGGACAGCCGACCCUAGAUCGCGCCCUCGCUACUGGGCAGGAUUCAGCUGAGAAUCCAAACCCCGAGCGGCCUCCGGAGAGCGUGUCGUCCACGCGGCCAGCACGUGGUGGCAGCUCAGGAACCUCAGGGCUGGCAGUGCGGUCGGCGUGACCAACUGUCCCUCGGGCCGCCUCCAGGCACCAACGUGGGAAAUGUGUCCCCUGAGCCUCCAGCCCUUCUAAGACAAGAUGCCGUCAGGCUUCCAGCAGAUCGGCUCCGAAGAUGGAGAACCCCCUCAGCAGCGGGUGACUGGGACCUUGGCCCUUGCUGUGUUCACUGCCGUGCUUGGCUCCUUGCAGUUUGGCUACAACAUUGGGGUCAUCAAUGCCCCACAGAAGGUGAUUGAACAGAGCUACAAUGAGACGUGGCUGGGGAGGCAGGGGCCCGAGGGACCCAGCUCCAUCCCGCCGGGCACCCUCACCACCCUCUGGGCUCUCUCCGUGGCCAUCUUUUCUGUGGGCGGCAUGAUUUCCUCCUUCCUCAUUGGCAUCAUCUCUCAGUGGCUUGGAAGGAAAAGGGCCAUGCUGGUCAACAAUGUCUUGGCGGUGCUGGGGGGCACCCUCAUGGGCCUGGCCAACGCUGCUGCUUCCUAUGAGAUGCUCAUUCUGGGACGCUUCAUCAUUGGCGCCUACUCAGGGCUGACGUCGGGGCUGGUGCCCAUGUACGUGGGGGAGAUCGCCCCCACUCACCUUCGGGGUGCUUUGGGGACGCUCAACCAACUGGCCAUCGUCACUGGCAUUCUGAUCGCCCAGGUGCUAGGCUUGGAUUCCCUGCUGGGCACUGCUGCCCUAUGGCCACUGCUCCUGGGCCUCACGGUGCUACCCGCCCUCCUGCAGCUGGCCCUGCUGCCCUUCUGCCCCGAGAGCCCCCGCUACCUCUACAUCAUCAGGAACCUGGAGGGGCCUGCCAGAAAGAGUCUGAAGCGCCUCACAGGCUGGGCCGAUGUGUCUGGAGCUCUGGCUGAGCUGAAGGAUGAGAAGCGGAAGCUGGAGCGUGAGCGGCCACUGUCCCUACCCCAGCUCCUGGGCAGCCGUACCCACCGGCAACCCCUGAUCAUUGCAGUUGUGCUGCAACUGAGCCAGCAGCUCUCUGGCAUCAAUGCUGUUUUCUAUUAUUCGACCAGCAUCUUUGAGACGGCAGGGGUAGGCCAGCCAGCCUAUGCCACCAUAGGAGCUGGUGUGGUCAACACAGUCUUCACCUUGGUCUCGGUGUUCUUGGUGGAGCGGGCGGGGCGCCGGACGCUCCAUCUCCUGGGCCUGGCGGGCAUGUGUGGCUGUGCCAUCUUGAUGACUGUGGCUCUGCUCCUGCUGGAGCGGGUUCCAGCCAUGAGCUAUGUCUCCAUCGUGGCCAUCUUUGGCUUUGUGGCAUUCUUUGAGAUUGGCCCUGGCCCCAUCCCCUGGUUCAUCGUGGCCGAGCUCUUCAGCCAGGGACCCCGCCCAGCAGCCAUGGCUGUGGCUGGUUUCUCCAACUGGACAUGCAACUUCAUCAUUGGCAUGGGUUUCCAGUAUGUCGCGGAUGCCAUGGGUCCCUACGUCUUCCUCCUGUUUGCGGGCCUCCUCCUCGGCUUCUUCAUCUUCACCUUCCUAAGAGUACCUGAAACCCGCGGCCGCACGUUUGACCAGAUCUCAGCCACCUUCCGCCGGACACCCUCUCUUUUAGAGCAGGAAGUGAAACCCAGCACAGAACUUGAGUACUUAGGGCCAGAUGAGAACGACUGAGGGGGCAAGGCGGGUGUGGGAGAGCCAGCUUUCUCUACCCCCCCAGAGAGACCCCUUCCUUUCCUCUGCAGCACUUUAACCCUCUCUUCCCCGUCACUGCCAGGGUGGAGAAAACCCCUGCAGCCUGGUAGAAUUGGGAAGUGGGAGGGAAGGGUGGUCUGAGCACCCCCUCGCUCCCCUCGUGUGACUCUUGGAUAUUUAUGUGUUGUGGUUACGCUGUGGCCAUCAGGGUGGGCCAUUGUCCCCUUCCCCACCCUUCCCACGUAGUCCAGCCCUUUCCUCCCCACCCCCACCCAGACUGCACUCCAGAAUAAGUUCUUUCCCUGCUAGAGAAGAGGGAUUGGAGGGAGGAGAGGCCAGACUGACUUUUUCAGUGGGACAAACUGAGGCAGAGAGCAGGACGUGACUUUCUCACCACCUUGGACUCCUCCCACGACCUGGGACUUCACUGAAUUCUUGCCACAUGGACUCUGGGCGAAUGGGAUUCUGUCUUGUCCCCUCCUGUGCAAAGGACUCAACCUCUGUCACUGCAGGCUCAGCCUUCCAGGGCAAGAGGGAACAGGAAAAGUAUGUGCCCAUGUAUGGUAAGAGGAAGGGACAGCAAAAUCCCACCUCUAAACUUAGGGCUGGGGGCCCUACUCCGAUUGUCCCCCAAGGCUGCCAAGCAGGGACGGACUCCAGCUCUUUCUUCCUCUCCCUGCCUGCAGGGGUGCUAUCCCCACAGGCUUUUGACCAACUAAGGGAAAGAGGGGAAUUCAAAGGCUGCCUGUCAACAAUGGGCUGGGAGGAGCCUUCAGAUAUUUUUGUAUAUGUGAAAAAGAGGUAGAAAAAAGAAACCAAAGGUCUGUUGUAGUAAUGUGUACAUAUAGAUACAUCUAUAAAGUUACUGUUUGAAGAUGA
This is a messenger RNA of Microcebus murinus (gray mouse lemur), 3358 nucleotides long. The record is from RefSeq and is a predicted model, not a curated record. Lineage: Eukaryota; Metazoa; Chordata; Mammalia; Primates; Cheirogaleidae.